Molecule: messenger RNA, 1220 nt
Organism: Amaranthus tricolor (Joseph's coat)
Lineage: Eukaryota; Viridiplantae; Streptophyta; Magnoliopsida; Caryophyllales; Amaranthaceae
Product: aquaporin NIP1-1-like
Exons: 5
Coding region: 156-1022 (288 amino acids)
Biological process (GO): transmembrane transport
Cellular component (GO): membrane
Molecular function (GO): channel activity
Source: RefSeq, a predicted model, not a curated record
UAGAACUUUAUAAAUAGAGCUUUCUUCCCCUAGGAUUUGGGAACUACCCUCAUCUAAAACAAGACAUCCCCUUAGCUUGUUUUGUUGUAAUCCUCUUAGCCCUUUCUAAUUAAAACCCAGCUUAAUUAUAAUUAUAUAUUUAACUAUAAUAAAAUAUGGGUGAAGUUGCAAGAGCUACUGGUAAUAAUCAUGAAAUACCCAUCAACUUAAAAGAUGGUGAUCUUCCUCAAGUUUCCCCUAUAAACUCAUCUCCCUCCAACACUAAUAACUCUGAUUCUUGCUUCACUCUUCCUUUUCUGCAGAAGAUGAUAGCAGAAAUGAUGGGCACAUACUUCUUAAUAUUUGCGGGAUGUGCAGCAAUUACGGUGAACUUAGAUGAAGAUAAAGUGGUAACUUUGCCUGGGAUAGCAAUCGUGUGGGGUUUAGCUGUUAUGGUCAUGGUUUACGCUGUGGGCCACAUCUCGGGUUGCCAUAUCAACCCUGCUGUUACUAUUGCUUUCGCUACUUCCCGUAGAUUUCCGUGGAAACAGGUGCCAGCAUAUGUAAUAUGUCAAGUAGUGGGAUCAACACUUGCAAGCGGAACACUAAGGCUCAUUUUUAAUGGACACCAAACACAAAUUGUUGUUAGCGCUCCAUCUGGAUCUGAUCUUCAGUCCUUUGUCGUCGAAUUUAUUACCACUUUUUAUCUCAUGUUCGUCAUUUCUGGUGUUGCCACAGAUAACCGUGCGAUUGGAGAACUUGCUGGUCUUGCUAUUGGAGCAACUGUAUUGCUUAACGUCCUGUUUUCUGCGCCAAUAUCAAGUGCUUCGAUGAACCCAGCAAGAAGUUUAGGGCCAGCAAUAAUAUCAAACCAUUACAAGGGGGUAUGGAUUUACCUGAUUGCGCCGACUGCUGGAGCUAUAGCCGGUGCAAUGGUGUACAAUCUUAUAAGGUUCACCGACAAACCGUUGCGUGAGAUUACUAAGACGGGAUCUUUCCUCAAAUCUAAAGGUUCAUCAAGAGGAAGAACCAGCUGGUCAUAGAUCAGAAGUUAAUAACGUUUUAACCUUGAGAUUAAAUAAGUGAUCAAGGUGAAUUGCAUGUUGUAAUGGGUUUAUCUUAGUUAUGUUUUCCCUUUUCUAGUUACAUAUUAGGUAUCCUAUGAUGUAAUUGUAGUACAUGUUGCUUAACUCUAUGUCUAAUUCCAAGCGAUUCACAAAGUUUUAACUUUUUGUGCCACA